CUCAAAAAUAACAAACAAACAAACAAAAAUCAGAAGAAAGUCCCUAUAACUGGAAAGAUGGUUCAGCGGUUAUGAGUGUUUACUACUCCUCCAGACGACAGGAGUUCUGUUCCAAGCAUCCAUAUGGGGAUGGGGGGUGAGAGAUGGCUCACAACAGCCCAUGACUCCAGUUCCAAGGGAUCUGCUGCCCUCUUCUGACUCUUAUGGGUGCAGGCACUCGAAUUCGUGCACACACAUAAUACAUUAAUUAAAAAAGAAAUACUGUGUCUAUGUUGGAGUUGAUGCCCAGACUGUGAGAGGCUCCAGCCAGACUCCUUUCCCCCUUUCACAUCCUCUUAAUUUUCCUCUUUCUGCCCUGCCUCAGAUGGAAUCUAUGUUCUCAACCCCCCCAACUUGGGCUUUUCCCUGUGACUCCGAGUAACAGCUCAGAGGGAAGUGACAAUGUGACAUUUUCAGAAAGUUUAAAUCAUUAGUCAUUCUGUUUUACUGGCCUCCUGCCUUUGCCAUCUGACACGAGAACACCCUUACUCGGGCAGCCGCUGUUCCCAGGACAGCGAAACAAACCCAGGGAGAGAUCCUGAGUUUGAGCUGCACCCAGCAUCCGGGCUGCCUUUAGCCUGAAGCUGACUGGUACCACCGAUCUCCAGACGCAUGAAUGAGAAAACCCCAUGCUGGCUGCUGUAGGCAGCUGAGUUUGGGAGAAGUUUGUUACGCAACGUUCUUGUGGCCAGAGCUGACUAAUACACAGAACAAAUGACAGGGGCCAGAAGUAAAAGAAAAACGAAAGGAUGUGGAUCCAUUCAAGGUUGCUAGAGAUCAGAUUUGAUGGAGGGGGAGACCCCAUGAAAUCCUGGCUGCAGUCACAAAGAAAUAAACUUAGAAAAACUACAAGACAGGUCCCUAAGACACCCCACUCCAACUCCUAAGGCCUCAGCUGUGAAAGAGGAGCCAGCAUCUUCUUCUCCAUACCCGGGAUUAUACUGCCCUCUGGUGGACACUGAUGGUACAAACGGGCGCAGCAAUGAUUUGCGGUGGGUGACCUUUUUCUGACAUUGAAGAAGAAAGGCUUCUUCUAAGUGUUUUGCCAGUGCAGCUGGACCUCCAACCGUCAACUUAGCUCUUGGGCCUGAACGAACACACGGCCUUCUUACCAAUGCAUGCGACUCCUCGGCCAUCAGAUAAUUCCUGACUCAAGUUUCUUUUCACAGCAUCACUUCCUGCUUUGCCAAGACCCACGAGAGAAGAGGGAGAGUUUAUCUGAUACCAAACACACUGAUGGUCUAGAAUCCAGUGGUUCCUUGGCCAGCAGCAGGAUGGGCUCUGAUAGAAGGAGCAGCCUUUUGUCUUCUGAUAAUGCUUGUCCGAGAGUCGAUGAGCCACCAGGAUCCACUGGAUCGUUGAUUCUUUCUAACAAAGCUUCAGAGAUGGAUCAGAAGUCCUCUUCCUCCUCCUCCUCCUCUUCUUCCUCUGCACAGUCUAAGUGCCCCUCUCAAGUUUCACUGCCUGUAUUCCAGAAGGAAAUACAUCCUGAGGAACUCAGCCUGCUUAAGUCACAGACAAAAGACGGGCAUCGUCCUGAGUGGACAUUUUAUCCAAGGUUUAGCAGCAAUAUCCACACCUACCACACUGGAAAGCAGUGCUUCUUCAGUGGGGUUUUCCGGGGCAACAGGAAGUCUGUGGCGGAGAGCACCGUGGACAAGAGCCUUGGGAGGAAGAAAUAUGACAUUGAUCCCAGAAAUGGAAUCCCGAGGCUAACACCAGGGGAUAAUCCGUACAUGUUCCCAGAACAGAGUAAAGGGUUCUUCAAAGCAGGAGCAACUCUGCCGCCAGUCAACUUCUCGCUGACUCCUUAUGAGAAAAAAUUUGAUACGUUUAUCCCACUGGAGCCACUUCCACCAAUUCCCAACUUGCCUUUCUUGGAGAAGGAGAAGGCCAACAACUUGAGUAAUGAGAUAAAGGAAGUUGAGGAGCUGGACAGCUGGCAGGCAUCAUCACCCUUCCUAUCAAGUUUCUUCUCCUCUGGGACUGGGGAGAUGGCUCCACGGUUAAGGUUGUUGGCUGCUCUUCCAGAAGAAAAAAGUUCAGUUGUCAAAAAGAGGCUCACAACCCCCUGUAAUUCCAGUGUCAGGCUGACUGAAACCUUCUGGCCUCAUCGGAUAUCCUCACACGGGUUUCGUACAUAUUUACGCACACAUACACAUAAAUAAAAAAUAAAUCUUUAAAGAAUGUUUUUGCAAUAUGGUAUUAAUUACUAUGGUAGGGUGCAUGCAAUUCAUUUUGUAGUCAAGACACUAGGACACCAGUUUGCCCAGUGAGGGCUAAUUAGUAAAUAAGAGGAGGUGUCUAGGGAUGCCAGUCUGGGGGGUUGGGAGCAGAGCUAGAAAGCUUGUGUUAAAUUGAGUACAUUUAUUUGGGGAGGGAGGUUGUGAGGACUAUGGAUGGUGACUAAUACUAUUCCCAGCUAUGUCUAAAUGUUGCUGUUGACUUUCAUUUUUGCCUUUUCUGUGUAGUCUUUUGAUGUUAAAAGAUAGCUGAGGACUGGCAACAUGGUUCAAUGGUAAAAGCACUUACCAAGCAAGCCCAGUGACAGGAGUUUGAUCUCUGGAAGCCACAGUGGAAGGGAAGACCCAACCCUGGAGGUACUCUUCUGACCUCCACAUGUAU
Messenger RNA from Cricetulus griseus (Chinese hamster), 2664 nucleotides. Lineage: Eukaryota; Metazoa; Chordata; Mammalia; Rodentia; Cricetidae. The record is from RefSeq and is a predicted model, not a curated record.